AAAAAUAUCGAUACCUUUCCUGUUUAUCUAGAAUCUAGUUGUAGACCUAGAAUCUAAUCUAGAUCUACAUAGAUCUAUUUAUUGUUUUUCUUUCGCAAAUGUAUUUUUAACAUAGACCUAAUUCAUAAAGCUCAGACUGAAAAUAGAUCUAAAUCUAGAUCUAUAUUCUAGUUAUUAUUUUCGUAAAAAUAUUGAGCUUGCUAAACCCUUUUCCCUUGGCAAUAGAUAAAUUACACCAAGAAUAUUUCAUGGAUAGCAUCAGAAAACUUGUCAACUUAUACUUUCAACUUAUGAAUAAAACUUCUGCUUUGAAGAGGUUAACAGAAAAGGAGAUUGCGAGAAUCAAAUAAUUGCAAACUGCCAGUAUUGACAUUUUCGUGUAAGGAUGUCUGCUGCCUUCAAAAGAGAUGUUUCUAUAAAUCUUGGAUACUAUGAUGAUGCUCUGGGUGAUGUGUCUAGGAAACGACAGUCUAUUUUGAGAUCAUGGCGUCGUCUGUCCAGCUUACAGCGCAUGGUGAUAGGACUUCUUUUAUUUGCAACCCUCAUUAUAGCCAUUUUUGUCUUGCCUGGAAUUCUCAACAAAGAUAACCUCUUGUCAUCAGAUCCAGACAUAAAAAAGGUGCAUUCAGAUACAGAUAAAUUAUUUGGUGAUUUACAUCAAAUACAAAAUGUCGAGCAAUUGGGGGAUAAACUGGACAGUCUCAAACAAAAGGCUGAGGAGGAUCAGCUGAAAGAGAAGGACAGAGGGGGUGGUCUAAAAGUAGAACAAGUGGUCCCACCAGUAGAUGAGCACAGUGAGAUAUCCAGUUAUGAAUUUUUUGCUCAAGAACCUAAUGCUAAACAGAAACAAAUUAUAGAUGCCUUCAAGCAUGCCUGGGCAGCCUACAAGAAAUAUGCCUGGGGACAUGAUGAGCUGCAUCCUAUCAGUAAAACAUCAUCAGAGUGGUUUGGCACUGGGCUGACACUAGUAGACUCUCUGGACACUCUGGUCAUCAUGGGGCUAAAAGAAGAAUAUGAAGAGGCCAAGGAAUGGGUGGAGAAGCAGCUUUCAUUCAAUGUUGACAACUAUGUAAACUUGUUUGAAAUCACCAUCCGUAACCUUGGAGCUUUACUGGCUACAUAUCAUCUGACUGGUGACGAUGUGAUGAAAACAAAAGCAAUUGAUCUAGGUAAAAGACUACUGCCAGCAUUCAACCAUGGAUCAAAAAUACCUUUUUCUGAUGUCAAUCUUGCCAAUGGUGUAGCUCGUCCACCUAAGUGGGGCCCAGAUAGCAGCACCUCCGAGGUGACCACCAUACAGUUGGAGUUCCGUGAUCUCUCAAGAGUGUCAGGAGAUAAAGUGUAUGAUGAGGCAGUUCAUGAAGUGUCCAUGCAUAUUCAUGAGCUCCCCAAAACAGACGGCCUUAUUCCCAUAUUCAUCAACGCCAACUCUGGAGAUUUCCGUCCAGGAUCAACAAUCACCAUGGGAGCUAGGGCAGACAGUUACUAUGAGUAUUUGUUGAAACAAUGGUUGCAGUCUGGAAAGAAACUAGUUGUGUUUAAAGAAGACUUCAUCUCAAGUUAUGAGGGGGUCAAGAAAUCAUUAAUGAGGAGAUCAGAGCCCAGCAAGUUAUUGUUCAUUGGAGAAUUGUUGAAUGGUCGCAACUUUAGCCCCAAAAUGGAUCACUUAGCUUGCUUUUAUCCUGGCACUUUGGCUUUAGCCUACCACAAUGGUCUGGGAGAUGAGUAUCUGGAGUCUGCCAAGGAAGUACUGAAGACAUGCUGGGAAAUGUACAACAGGAUGCCUACCAGACUUAGUCCAGAGAUCACCUACUUCAACUUGGCAGAGGGAGUUGCAGAAGAUCUUAUUGUCAAGCCUCUGGAUGCUCACAACUUACUGAGACCAGAGACUGUAGAGAGCAUGUUCUAUUUAUAUCGCAUCACUGGGGACCAGAAGUACCGAGACCAAGGCUGGCAGAUCUUCUUGGCUUUUGAAAAGCACACUAAGCUGAAGGAGUCUGGCUACUCAUCUAUCAACAAUGUGAAAGACGCUGGUAACCCAAGGUUUAGGGACAAAAUGGAGAGCUUUUUCUUGUCCGAAACUCUGAAAUAUUUAUACCUGUUAUUCAGCGAUGACCCCAAACUGAUCCCGUUGGACAAUUAUGUUUUUAACAGUGAAGGCCAUCCCUUGCCAGUAUUCAAAGACAGCGUUGUGCCAUAAUUUUUCUUUAACCAAUCAUAAGAUUUCUUUGUGGUGACUUUUGUUGCCGAAACAUUCUUCGUGCCUCAUACACAUUGAUUCAUGACCUAUUUCUGCUCAAUGGAUUGUGUUUUUAUAAACCUUUUUCAGUUCUGAACUUUUAUUUGAAACUCCAAAGAAUCACAUUGGCAAAACCUACCAAUUACAAAGGUAAUGACUUUGCGUUACAGAAAACUGCUGAUUGGUAAAUUUGAAUAAAUAAAGUCCAUCUUUUAGCACUUCCUAAGCAAUGGCAAGAUGGGUGAGUGUGUAAAAAAGUUGCUCAGUGGCUGAAGUGUUUGGCGUUCAAAUCCUAAAAAUGAAAAUGUUUUGUUUGCUUUGGUUUUUUUUUACGAUUCGAAGAGAACCUACCCAGCUAAAAUGUUUACAGCAUCAAUCGGUUUUGUUAAAGGUGGUUGGGCCGUCAAGUUGUCCUUACUUACUUACUUAGACUUAGUCUGUCCCACACCGUUCGGCACAUUGGGCGUCAAGCACAAAGCAUUAAUCGUUGAUCAUAGAAACAAGAAAUUGUGCUAUAAAUCUUUGGAUAAGGUCUAUAUCACUUAUUCAGAGCAUGAAGUCAAGGCCAAUUCUGUAAAAAAAAAUUAUAUUCAGAGCAUGAAGUCAAAGCCAAUUCUGUAAACAAAAAAAAUGAUUUACAUUAUAUUCAGAGCAUGAAGUCAAGGCUAUGAAUCGAGGAACAGAUGUUGAUGAGGCUGUGAGUCUUUAUUUCCUUAUAUUUUGUAAGAACAAACUUGGAAGGUUUGAUUCUCCCAUUUUCGUUCCCACUCCUGAGCAUAAUGUUGUUAUAGUAUUAAUUCUUUUAUGAUUCCAUGAUUGCAUAUUUUCUCUAUUUGAUUUUUUGUUAACUUGGUCAUUGUACAACUUAAUUGUCAUCUCUUUCAAGUAUUAAUGGAAAUGCUGGUACAUUGAAGUUUAUGAGGGCAUCCCUUGACAUUUUUACAAUCUGUUCUCUGAUUGGAAGCAACCAUUUUAACUUACCCAACAAGUUCAUCUAUCACACCCCCUUCCUUCUUUGCCAAUGUUUCUAUUUCUGCCCUUAUUUUGCUGAAGCUCCUCCCUGAUCAGCUAUCUCAUUUUUUGUUUUAAUUCUAAAGAUAGCUGUGGAGUUCAUAUAUAUCCUGGAUUGAUUGCCUGUAGCUAAAUGCUGGAAAAUGUUCAGAAAGUUGAAAGAAACUAAUGGAACUUAAUUAGUUAUAAAUAUAAAUAUUGAAAUGAGGUCUACUAACAUUAGGCAUUCUUUAUCAAUUAUAAGACUGAUUCAGAAAUGAUAUUAGCACAGCUUACUAUUAGACUUUUAGCUGGAUAUCCAAUUCUAGAACCUAGUUAUAUCAUGUCAGGAUAUCAGAACCAAGUUAUAUCAUGUCAGGAUAUCAGAACCCAGUAAUAUGUUUAAUUGAGUAUAUAUUACCUGCCCUGGUAUGUUCUGAUUUCUGUCUUUUGUAUUUAGCAAUAACUCAAGUUUUUGAUAGCCCUCCAUUGACCUUGACUUAUGUAACAUGUUGUUUCGUUCCUGCUGCCCUGAUUCAAUGAACUUGACAGUACAUUGGCUUGCUGACUUGAGUUUCUUUUAUCAUUAAGUGGUUGCUCUUUAUUUGUUUGUUUUAUAUGUUUUUAUGUUUUAAUAUUUUUUCAAAGACUUCAUCUGACAUCACAUUUUCCAAAAUGAGGUUAAAAGUGUUGACAAACUAAGCAUUUUUUUUAUCUCAAAAAGUAUACAAAUUCAUAUUCUGAACAACAAAAUCAAAGUUUAAGAGUACAAUUGAAUCCUUUUUAUUUUGUGUGUUGAAUCACUUGCGGUUGCACACAUUCAAACCAGCAUAGACCCCAGUGGAAAUCAUGUCAGUUAUGAAGAGCUUUAAUGUUGAAGCCUAUUUCUUGGACUGUUAAUAUUUAAAAUGUAUUCCUGUCAUUGUCAUUGUGGUUUUGAUUUAUAAGCUACUCAUGGGAAAUAUUACAUUUGUUCUCUAAUUUAUGUUCUUAUUCAAUGUUGUGAACAAAUUUCCCAUUAAUUUAUAAAAGUAUAACAGUGUAUCUAGUGCCAACAUUUAUGGAGUUGUUGGUUCUUCAAGUGGGUUGUGGUUAAAAACACUGAGAUACUUUGCUUGUAUUAUUUUGAUGUACUUGAUUUGAGGCUUGGGACCUAUCAUUUGAUGUUUGUUUCCAUGUGAUGUACUUGAAACUUGGGACCUAUCUGCUUGCUUUGUUUUGUUGAAGCUUGAGGUUUGUUUAUAUAAAAGUGAUAUGGGUGACUUUUGUAUAAAUAUUUUAGCUUUAAAUGUUAAAUUCAUCUGAUUAAUUGCAUUUUUAGCUUGGGUUUUUCUUUUUUUCCCUAUAUUUACUCAGUGGAGUGAUUUGAUUUGUUUACAAGAGUACAGUUAACAUUGUUUUAAUUGGAUAAUUGAUUUGGUUGGGCACAAAUGGGUGUCAUGCAUUGUUUUGGGUCAAGGUGAUACAUUUAACACUUUGCCUCUGCAAUUAUUUUGAUAGAAGAAUUUAUAUUUUUCAUUUUUAAUGAUGUGUGUAGUUGCCAAUUGAAGGAGCUUGAGUUCACUUCUCAGUGGAGACUUGGAAUUUUGAGAUUUCCAUAGAGCUGAGUUAUAUUUGCUAAGUAUCUAAAGGAAGCAUGUAAAUCUCAUGUGGGGAACACAUUUAAAAAAAAAGGUUGAGCAAACUGAGCAUGCUCCAGUAAAAGCAUGAAGAUGCACUACAGAAAUAUGAAUAAUAAAUAUGUUGAAACUUGAGAAACAGUUUUACUUAUGCAAGGAAUCAACGAAAUUCUUAUAUAAAUUACAAAAUCUGUAUAAAAAUAAAAGAUUAUAUAAAUUUAUUUAAUUAAAAAAAAAAGGUUCAUUAGAAAGGAAUAAGAGAACAAAACUAUGUACUGUAAGGAGAGUUUAUUUUAAUUAGAAAAUAUUUGACACUUCACCAUUAGUGGCUUUGUUUUAGCGUUUAUUUCUUUAAUAACAUGAAUUAUAAGAUAGGAGUUAUUGGAAGCUAAGAAACUGAACGUUGUUUAAGAUGUUUUGCCUUCAGCAAUAAACCUUUAGCUUCUCGCAUCCCAGAGACACAAAGAGUUAAUAUGUAGUACCAGUUAAUGACUUUUACCUCCCUUUAUUGGCUGCUGACACCUUUGGAAAUGUCUCAUGUUUUGUUUCACUUUGUUAAUAUAAGAACAUAUCUGUCAUAUAUUCUAUUGUAUCAGUUGAGACUUUUGUCAUUGAUUAUUGUUUUCAUGUUAAAAAUGGUGUAACUACACAAAAUGACAGAAGCAUGCAUUUCUUAGGUUUGUUUUAAAUUUUAGAAAUCUUAGAGUAGCAUAGAGUUUCAUUCUAAGAAAAAAAAAAUUGCUUGAAGUUCCAUUGGCUGUUGUAAUACAUUUCAAUUACAAUUAACUCUUGAUAGUCUGAUUAGGACUGAAGGGGUGCAGGAUUACUAUAAACAUUGGAUUACCAAUGGUUAGCUGUACUUCAAAGAAUUUAAAUGUAGCCUGUAUGUCAAGAAAAGUAUAUUUAUGAUGUAAUAAAUAUACUCCUAGAUUUUCAAGGGUACAAAAAUAAGCAAUAGACUAAAAAGAAAAAUUAAUUACAGUGUAAGCCUACCUUCUAUCUCAAAACAAACAUAGCUUAGUAUGCAUUAAUUACUUUGGUGCCUCGGCACGCUAUCAAGAGUCAACGGUAUAUUUAAUGUUACAUAUUGUAUUUUUUAUUGUCCUGUCCCGCUUAUAAAUGUUUGUGAAGAAAUGCUAAGGUCGUUUCAACCUGUGCUGUUAACGUAGGCUUUUUAUGACCAAUUUUCAAAUUUCGGAAGGAUUUCAUUAGUCAAACCAACACAGCAUUUUUAAAAUGCAGACACUGACCGUGUGUUUGUCCACAGUGAUAGUGAUCUUAAUUGAAAGUGGGGCUUCUUUUCUUUCAACAGUCAGCUCUGCGGAACUGAGAACAGGCUGUUUUAUUUAUUUCUUUGUUACUUAACCUAGCUCUUAAGGUUGUCUUGUUUAUUUUGAGUAAAUAUUUAACGAAACAAAUCAAACAUGAGUAGUUUAAAUUGUAAAAGACCUAACUAUAAUGAGAAAUAAUUUCUGUCAUCUUAUUUAACAUGGCAGUUUAAUGGCAGUAUAUUUAAAUCGUACAAUAAAAUAAAUUUCAUAUCAUUUUAUCACAAUUUAAACACUAAAUGUUCUUUGGCUUUACUUUUAUGAUCUCUAACAAAGCAAUUCUUUUCCAAAUCUAUAUCACUUAACUCUUGGAUGUUAUAUUCAAAUUUGAAUUUGAUUGACCUCUUUUUUUUUUUUAGUUAGGUCAGCAUCCUAUUCAACUCAGUACUUUCAGAAGCAAUACAAUGAUCACAACAAAAAAAAACAACAACAUUCACACAGUGACCUUGAAUUUCAUCUCAUAUUCCAUUCUGCGCAAUUCUGUCUAUCCACAUACAUUUGUUUGUAAAAAAAAAUAAAGGAUUCAAUUCAUAAUGCAAUAAAAUUUAGGUUUUUAAACACAUUAAAUGGGGGGGGAAAAAAACAGGCCAAAAAACAAAAAGUUUUUAAUGAAACAUGUUGAAAUGCCAAAGAAAAAAAUCUCAAUUUAUUAAGAAACAAAUAAACAUCAUCUUGAUUUAUUCACCGCUAGAGUUGAUCUUACCAAUGGCUGGUAGCGCUGACCUAGAUUCUUCUUCUUAAGCUUCUUCCAUAGAGUCAAAGCGUUAGAAGAGUAGUUUCUUAAUAAAGAUCAAUGCUCUUUUGUUUCAAAAAAUAACUUUUAUCAGCUUACUAUCAGCUAAAUCACAGAGCUCCAUCUCAUGUUAUGAUCUUAUUUGCUCUGGCAUCAGACUAUUUUCUCACUGCACCAGGAUACCAGUUUUCAAAAAUCAUAAUCCCAUGACCUGAUAUUGCUUGUAAAAAGGCAAGAUAGUAAUAUCAUAAAAUGACUACUAACUAUAUUGUAUAGCCCACUAAAAAAGUAAUGGAUUCAAAACCUUUUCAGAUAUUGGUCUCAUUCUUUCCUCUCUUGUUCUCUGUUUUAAUAUUUUGAUGAACUAGCUAGAAAGUAAUGUUUAUGCUCCUGUAUGCAAUAUUCAGCACAAAAAGGCGACUGACAAGUCUCAUGAAAUAAAAGAAGCCUGAAGGAUCUUUGGGCAGAGAAAAUUCUGUUAUUGUUUUAACCACUAUAGGUAACCCUGCACCCUUUUACCUAUAUGACUAAUCAACAUUAAAAAGGGACAACACUUGGUGGUCUAUCCAAAGAAAUAGCAGAGUCUGAUGGAGCAGUGUUCAUCUAAAUUAGAGUUGUCAAUUGUAUUGGCCAGUCAGUCUCAUAAAAUAGUUUUGCCAAGAAAUGUUUUUUUUAAAUCACUAAAUCUUGAUAAAAAAAUUUCUUAGUACUCAUAAUUGGGAGUGUAUUGAAAUAGUGUGAUUGUGUGCACAAGUUCAAGGAGAAUGGGGAAUAGUUUAAAGACAAUCUUAAAGCUGGUCUUUAAGGUACCUGGCUCUAAAGCUCCUAGUCAGUGUGUAUACAAUUAAUUGUUAGGUUGAAGGAAGUUUUGUAUUUUGUUUCUGUCACUAAAUAUACUUUAGUUUUCUUAAAGAAUCGCUUCCUAAUUGUGUAGCUAAUACAUUUUGUUUGAAUAUCAGUGUGUAAAUAAAUACAUUUCUUUGUUAUUAUUUACCAGUGAAUUGAAAAUGAUGAGUAAAUGCGUAAUCUACCUGGCACCAAAUCUGUUCAGUUUGAUAUGUUUUGUUCCAUUCCUUUUAUACAAUUUAUUUGAUUAGAGCAUCUAAUAUACUUUCAAAUUUUUUAAAAAUCCAUUUCUAGUUAUACAUUAUAUUAUUUUCAGUGUGAUGAAUUUUGUUUACACAUUUUUUUUGUUCUGUGUCAGUACUUUGUUUCCUUUCAUUUGUACACUUGUCUUAGCAUUGCAAUAAUAUCACUUUGAACCUGUGUAACAUCUGUGUAUGUUGUUGGUCUAAAUAGCUUCUAAAAUAGCAUGACUCAACCUUUGAAAUUGUAUUUAGAAUCAGCGCCCACAUUGUGGGAAAUAGUUUGUAUUGCCCAACUAAUGUAAUGUAUUUAUAUACUGUGAUGGGAACAGUCUUUUAGGAAAUUUACUACACAAGCUGAGUUAACCCAAAAAAAGAGUCGUCAAAUAUUUUUUAAACUUUAUCUUCAAUUAUUAUUUUUAAUUGAAUUUAUAUAUAGAACAAAGGUUGCAUUGAGUAUUUAAAAAAAAGAAUGUUGGAAAUGACAGUACUUGUGCUUUUCUGCAUACACAAAAAUGUGCAUGCAGGACAAUUUUUAACCUAUUUAAAUAUAAUACUUAAAGUCUAACUUUGUUGCUGGUUUAAGCAGUCUGGACAUAUUAGAAUUGUGAUUUCAUGACAUGGUAACUUCUCUAUCAAACAACCCUAAUUAAAAUGUUACUGAUUUUCAACAAAAAAAAUGAGUGGAAAUUUUUGGAAAAUUCCCAUCAUUGUUAUAUAUUAUUGUUAAGCUUGCUUUCCAUUUAUGUAAUGUUGUCAUAUCUCAAAGCAAGCUAGAGAACUACUUGUACAAAGACAUUUGGUCCUUUUCAUUAAUAGAGAACCACUGGUACAAAGACAUUUGGUCCUCUUUAUUACUUUACAUGAACUUAUCAAGAUGAUUCACGCUGUUGUUUCCACUUGUUUUCAAGUCCAGAAAUAAUAAUCAUUCAGCUAUAGGUUUAUGGAGUGAGGGCAUUGUUCUGUCCAUACUAAAUCUGCAUCCAAAUUAUUUGCUUUACAAGUUUGUGAUGUUCCUUCAGAAUUGAAGAUUAUUACAAUUACCUGGCCCAAACCUCCUGUAGGAUGGCAGCGGGCUGGGUUUGAACUUGAGACCAUCAUGAUGACAGUCUGGUGCACAUACCCCACAACCAGAUUUACAUCACCUGUUUGAAAUGAAUAGAUCUUGGAGACUUAAGUCUAGGCUGGCUGUAACAGAGUCUUAUUCCAAGUGAUGGUCUUUUCAGAAUGAUUGAAAACAGUUACCACUCUUUGAUACCUAAACCAGUCGAAGCAAUAUUGUUGGCCAAACUGAAAUCUGUUGAACACCCUACUACAAUUAAAUACCUAGUUUAGCUGGUGCUGUGCCAUCAACUUUUUUAUUAAGUAUAUAAGGAUAUGUCAAACCACUUUUUUUCAUGUUUAAUUAAUCCACUUCUACACUAAGACUUACAAUUAUGGAAGCUAUUAUUAGGUUGUGUUUUUUUUUUUUUUUUUUUUGGGGGGGGGGGGGGUGUUAGAAUGUAUUUGUGUUGAACAUAGGGCCUAUAUCUGAAGAAGGGCAGCUGAGUGGUUAAUCGCUUGGCUUCCAAACCUGGGGUGCUGGGUUCGAAUUUCGGUGAAGACUGGGAAUUUGAAUUUCAGAAUUUUUAGGGCACCCCUGAGUCCACCCAAUUCAAGAGGGUACCUGAUUUUAGUUGGGGAAAGUAAAGGCGGUUGUCCUUGUGCUGGCCAUAUGACACCCUCAUUAAAUAUCAGCCAAAGAAACAUGAACAGAUAUCUGAAUGGAUAUUGUUGUUGUUUUUUUUCUAGUUUAUUUGCUAAAUAUCUAUAAAAUGAAAUGAAUAAAUUAUAAGUCUUUAUUAAAUGGGUCCUGUCAAAUCUGUACAUUUUCAUGCAUGUUUGACAGCUGUUUAGGUGGCAGGGUUUUCUGAUUAUCACAAUUUUCUAUCUAAUAUUUUGUUGUUUUCAUUCUAAUCAUGUGAUUGGCUAAAUAUUAUUUGACUUGUUUUUCCUACAUUGUAUAGGAUUGCCAACUUCAAAUAAACUGUUUGACUCAAAUA
Messenger RNA from Biomphalaria glabrata, 10036 nucleotides. Its product is annotated as endoplasmic reticulum mannosyl-oligosaccharide 1,2-alpha-mannosidase-like. Gene Ontology annotation, cellular component: membrane; endoplasmic reticulum. Gene Ontology annotation, biological process: N-glycan processing; carbohydrate metabolic process. NCBI's taxonomy places the organism in Eukaryota, Metazoa, Mollusca, Gastropoda, Planorbidae. The transcript is spliced from 12 exons. Gene Ontology annotation, molecular function: mannosyl-oligosaccharide 1,2-alpha-mannosidase activity; calcium ion binding. Bases 386 to 2200 code for a protein of 604 amino acids. The record is from RefSeq and is a predicted model, not a curated record.